Leptosomus discolor (cuckoo roller) is the source of this 398-nucleotide messenger RNA. The record is from RefSeq and is a predicted model, not a curated record. Lineage: Eukaryota; Metazoa; Chordata; Aves; Leptosomiformes; Leptosomidae.
CCGCGUCCAGGCCGCUCUACCUCAUCCUGGAUGACAACUUUUAUUACCAGAGCAUGAGAUACGAGGUGUACCAGCUGGCUCGCAAGUAUUCCUUGAGCUUCUGCCAGUUAUUCUUAGACUGUCCGCUUGAAUGCUGCUUGCAGAGAAAUCGGCUAAGAAGUCAUCCCUUGCCUGACCAGACAAUAUAUUUAAUGGCAAGAAAAAUAGAAAUGCCAGAUCUCAAGAAAAAUGCUUGGGAACAGAACAGCCUCAUUCUGAAAAGUUCUGAUUGCACUUCAGAGGAUAAGUAUGCUCCUGGAUUGGUGUCAGGGUUUUUCACUAAUGAGCAGAUAAUUAGUUUGCUGGCCACUGCUUUGGAGAAUCCAGUGAAGCAGAACGAGGAAAACACUGAGCAAAAG